CUCUCCUCCCUCUUCCUUCCUUUCUUUUCACACAUACUCGAUAUUCCUUUCCUCACUGAGCCUGUAACAAACGAUGGAUCUUGUUCACACCUGAAAGAGCAUUUUUCAAAAUCUUUGGCUCGUGGUGAGAGUUAACAACCCCGGUUUGCGUGUGCAAUGAUGACCACCUACCCAGGCCCCGAGGAUAACGGCAUGAUACUCAUGGACACUACCUCGAGCUCAGCGGAGAAAGAUCGAACAAAAGAGGAAACCCCUCCCGAGAAGGGACCGGACAAAUCCGACCCGACACAGAAACCACCGUACUCCUACGUGGCGUUAAUCGCGAUGGCAAUCCGCGAGAGCUCGGAGAAGCGUCUCACGCUGUCCGGCAUCUACCAGUACAUCAUCAGUAAGUUUCCUUUCUACGAGAAGAACAAAAAAGGAUGGCAGAACAGCAUCCGACACAACCUGUCACUCAACGAGUGUUUCAUCAAGGUGCCUCGGGAGGGCGGCGGCGAGCGAAAGGGCAACUAUUGGACCUUAGACCCUGCAUGCGAGGAUAUGUUCGAAAAAGGCAACUACCGGCGACGGCGACGCAUGAAGAGACCGUUCAGGCCUCCACCGACCCAUUUCCAGCCCGGCAAAUCUCUCUUCGGCGGUGACGGGUACGGUUACCUCACCCCGCCCAAAUACCUGCAAUCAGGGUUCAUCAACAACUCGUGGUCUCCUGCGCCAAUGCCCUAUACCUCCUGUCAGAUGAGCAGUGGGAACUUGAGUCCCGUUAACGUGAAAGGCUUGUCCGCGCCAUCCUCGUACAAUCCGUACUCGCGGGCGCAGAGCACAGGUCUACCGGGCAUGGUGAACACUUACAACGGCAUGAGCCACCAUCACCUCCACCAUCACACGCACCCUCAUGCGCUCCCGCACGCGCAGCAACUGAGUCCCGCCACGGCCGCAGCCCCUCCGGUGUCCACCGGUAACGGAACAGGGCUGCAGUUUGCUUGCUCGCGUCAACCCGCAGAACUCUCCAUGAUGCACUGCUCGUACUGGGACCACGAGAGCAAACACUCCGCGCUACACGCGCGGAUUGAUAUAUAGCUCGGAUGUGAGUAUGAGACCAAGGACAGAUUCAAUUUCUCGCGUACAAUAAGAAAUAAAAACAAGGUCCAUCAAAUUCAAAAAACAGAAAGGCAUAUUAUAAAAUUCUGCUGAUUUAAGACUGAUAAGAAGGAAAAACUUUUACUGGAGCCGCAAACUUGUGGAAGCACGGGCGUUUUCUGGCCGUUUCUCUGCCUGUAGCCUGCCUAACGCAGGGAAUAAAUAUCAUAUUUUCCUUUACAGGAGACUUGUGGACAUUUAUGUUGUGAAUGUGUAAACAAACAAAUGGGAGGAUGGCCAGCAGAUUGAAGGUAUAAUCGUCAUGGAAUUACAGUUCAUGUUUACCUGAAUCCAUUCUGUCAAUGCCCCUGGAGUGAAGUAUUGCGUUCUGAACCCUCUUUUCUUCUAUUUGCUUUUGAAUGUGUAAGGAUACAGUGGAGCUCUGGACAGGUAUACAAACCGAAGUAUACACACCUGUGUUAUAGUCUCUUGUUUCAGUGUUUCAGGGUUUCAUACAGGAGUCAGAGCACGUGAGCUUUUGUGCUUUGUAAAAACAACAACAACAACAAAUAAAAUAAUAAUAAAUAAAAAACAGAAAAAGGAAACGGAAAAAAGAAAUAUAAUUUUAAUGUAUAUAUGACACAUUGGGGCCAUGUUUAACUAGCACUUUUCAAUCUUUUUUUCUCUUUUUAAUAGGUCUAGUUUUUAUUCUUUAAUAAACACUUUGUGAACUUAA
Puntigrus tetrazona (Sumatra barb) is the source of this 1813-nucleotide messenger RNA. It is a transcript of the gene foxl2a, whose product is annotated as forkhead box L2a. Gene Ontology annotation, biological process: cell differentiation; anatomical structure morphogenesis; regulation of transcription by RNA polymerase II. The coding region runs from base 157 to 1077 and encodes 306 amino acids. The record is from RefSeq and is a predicted model, not a curated record. Gene Ontology annotation, molecular function: DNA-binding transcription factor activity, RNA polymerase II-specific; RNA polymerase II cis-regulatory region sequence-specific DNA binding. Lineage: Eukaryota; Metazoa; Chordata; Actinopteri; Cypriniformes; Cyprinidae. The transcript has 2 exons.